CUUAGCUAUCCAGGAGCUUUUGCCUCGGGCAGAACAAAGAUACUAUUUAAGGCACCUCUAUGCAAACUUUAGGAAAAGGUUUGGUGGGCAGGUAUUAAAAAAUCUGAUGUGGAGUGUUGCAACCACCACAUAUCCCCAGGCUUGGGAGAGAGAAAUGCUAAAAAUUAAAGAAGUCAAUGUUGAAGCAUAUAAAUACCUCAUAGUCAUUCCCCCAAGGUCUCGCUUCACAGCUCAACCAAUGUGUGAUACCCUUGAUAACAACAUCACUGAAGCUUUCAAUAGUGUCCUCAUUCAUGCAAGAGGAAAACCAAUUAUCACAAUGAUGGAAGAUAUCAGAGUGUAUCUCAUGAAAAGGUGGGCCACCAACAGAAGCAAGGUGGCAUCUAUGGACUUCACAAUAUGCCCAAAGAUAAAGAAGAGGCUUCAGAAAGAAUGUAAUUUGUCAAGAUUUUGGCUGCCAAGCUGGGCUGCACGAAAGAUUUUUGAGGUUAGGCACACUUCAUCUGUUGGGAACAAAUUCACAGUGGAUCUGGACACUAAAAAGUGUAGCUGCAGAAAGUGGAUGAUCAGUGGCAUCCCAUGUUGUCAUGCAAUUGCAGCAAUGAACUACUGUAAUGUUCAUCAAGACAAUUUUAUACCCACUUGCUUCAGAAGAUCCACAUAUGAAGAGGUGUAUGCGUCCAUAAUUUUUCCACUCAAUGGUCCCCAACUAUGGCAAUCCACAAAUUUCAAUGAUGUACUACCACCACUGAUAAGGAAGUUGCCUAGGAGGCCAAAGAAAAAAUGGAAGUUGGAGGCAUGGGAGUUAACUAAGGACGACACUCAAAUGCGUGUUGGAGGGCAUAGGAAAAACUGUAGCAUUUGCCGUCAGACAAAGCACAACAGGAAUAAUUGCCCUUUAUGGCCCCAACCAGCAGAAGCAACCCAGCCACCAGAAGCAACCUAGCCACCAAAAGCAACCCAACCAACACAAACAACCCAGUCACCAGAAACAACACAACCAACCCAGCCACCUCCAAGUUCCCAAUCAUCUCGUCCAACAAAAUUCAGAAUCAGAAGAAAACAUAGAUAGAUAGAUGAAUUGGUUUAUUAUGUAUUGUACUAUCUUUAUUUUGGUCACAGACAUGUAUUGUAUUUUUAGA
Vigna angularis (adzuki bean) is the source of this 1142-nucleotide messenger RNA. RefSeq lists its product as uncharacterized. Gene Ontology annotation, molecular function: zinc ion binding. Lineage: Eukaryota; Viridiplantae; Streptophyta; Magnoliopsida; Fabales; Fabaceae. The coding region runs from base 107 to 946 and encodes 279 amino acids. The transcript is spliced from 3 exons. The record is from RefSeq and is a predicted model, not a curated record.